CCUCCUAGUCUCAUUUCGAAGGUGAGAGGCAGCUUUUCUGCAGGGGAUCCUGUGUGAAUGGGCUGGUCGCAGGUAUUGUGUGGGAGGAGGGAGCAGGGACCACAGAGUGCAGAGAAUUCACCAACUGACUUGUUUAAGCUGACUUAGUGUGAAUAUCAGCUGAGUCAGAAUUGGUGGAUGUAUGUGCAUGGUGUGAAAGCCCUACUGUUUUUUUAUCUUCAGCAGCAGCAUCGCGCGUUGUGCGCCUUGGUGACCCACAGCCUGCUCAUCUCUGUUGGAUCAUGUGGAUUAUUUUGGUUUUUAUCCUGGCAGCAGCCUGUCCCGAUGGGACCUGGGGAUGUCAGCUGCCCCACGACUGGAGACCGCAGACAGAAGCGUGCCGCGCAGAGCUGGCGGAGAUCAUAGUGUUUGCCAAGGUGUUGGCACUGCAUAAGGAGUCCUACAGUGUGUAUAACUACCUUCCGUGGCAGCACGACACCGACCUGCUUUUCUCCGCCGAAAUCGAGCUGCUGUGCGACCAAGCUUGGGGCAGCAUGCUGGAGGUCCCCGCAGGCUCUAGGUUUAAUGUCACCGGCCUGGGUUACUUCCCUUGCUUCUCUUACAGUGUCACCAAAAACAAUAAUUACUACUUCUUUCUAAGGAUGGAUGAGAACUACAAUAUUGUCCCUCAUGGAGUGAACUUCCAGGACCCCAUCUUCCCCGACACUGCAGAUAACCAUCGCAUGUUUGCCAGCCUUUUCCAGUUUUCCAACUGCACACCUGGGACUCAAGUCCACAGCUUCACCCCGGAGUGGGAGGCCCAGGAGGACAGCAGGUUGUUGUGCUCCACGGUGCAGAAGGCUCUGUUCGAGGAGGAGGAGAGGGUGAGGACUCUCUCCCAGAAGGUGCGGUCUUUGGAGAAAGCCAACAGCCACCUGAGGGAAAAGGUGAAGACCAUGAAACGUCUGCUACGCCAAGCCCAGCGAGAAAAAAUGAAGGAGCACCAGACACUCACCCUCAAACAGCUGUACGAGUCCGAGUCGCCCCAGACGCACCCCGAUCAGGACACUAUACACGACCAGAAGGUCAAAACGGUCCUCUCUAAGAAGCUGAAAAGUUAGUUUAUUUCCUGUGGUUGUAUGUAAGCCAAAUUCUGCUCCCUAUAAGGCAUCGGUGACACUGAAUGAAAAGCUGGGGGAGGUGACAGCAACAGCAGGAACAAGUGGCAGUGUUGAUCACUGAGAGUAACAUGAUGGGCUUUAAUUGCAAUUUCAUUGUAUUCUCCAUGUCUCCAACCUAAUUAAUAUACUUCUUUCAUAUCAAUAAGUCUCAAAUGCAUGACCAAAUCUGUCUAUUUUGUUGGUCCAACAAAAUACUCCAGUGUUAUUUCCUGGUAAAAUUGGCGUUGACAGUGAGCUACAAAAAGACCAUUUAUAGCUUUAUAUGAUCAUUCUCUCUGAAAAACUGUUGCCGUUUCCUGCCCUAACCCCCAGCGUUUACCUGGGUCCACUAGUUUAGUUCAGCACAAUCAUUUUCCAGUGUUCUACUGGAAAAUAAAUACAACUUUUCAUCAAUUUUUCUGUGCCGGGCACAUAAUGCAUUAUCACCAAACUGCUCCACUCAACUGUGUGUUGCUACUUGUCUCAUCUUCCAGGCAGAGCAGCACAGUUAUAAUCUAUACUCGGGUGAAGUUCACUCAUAAUCAGACUGCAGAUCAGAGGUUAAGGGGACACAAAUAACCAGUUCUUAAUUGCAAUGAGUGUAAGAAAGUGCAGAAUGUACAAGUUCUGAGCAUUAAAAAUCUUGUGUGUGAAAAUACACAACACUCAGACUAUAUGUGAGUGUAUAUUUACAGAGGAGCACCUCUGCCAAUGUUUAAAGAUGGUAAGACCUAAGGUUAUGUCACAUAUUUCUUUCUUUAAAAUGUGGCUGCUUUAUAUUUGCUUGUUUGAUUUAUUUAUACACAGCACAGCAUCCCAAACUGUAGUAAUUCAAAUUCUUGUUUCUUUGAAUAUUUUACAUACAAUGCAAGCUGUAUUGAGUGAAAGUGUAAUUUUUGUGUUUGAACACAGGGUGCUGAGCACCUAUGAAGUCCAGCCAGUGAGUCUGGCAUGGUACAGGAUUGGCUUUUUCUGUGUCAGAAAUGAAAGUUCUCUUUUAUAAUACUUUCUGUAUGUGCUUUUUUUAUUAUGAUUAUUUUGCUUUCUCUAAAGUUUAAACAUUUGGUUUGCUUUGCCAGUGGCAUAAUCAUUUGUG
Molecule: messenger RNA, 2235 nt
Organism: Monopterus albus (swamp eel)
Lineage: Eukaryota; Metazoa; Chordata; Actinopteri; Synbranchiformes; Synbranchidae
Gene: ccdc3b
Product: coiled-coil domain containing 3b
Exons: 3
Coding region: 282-1100 (272 amino acids)
Source: RefSeq, a predicted model, not a curated record